UAUAAUUUCAAUGUAGGGGAAAAGAAAACAUUUAUUUUUUUACCUGCCAAUAUUAAAGAUACAUACAUAAUUUGAAAAUAAGCUCACAUUUAUUUGUACAUUAAUUAAUUUAAAAGGCGGAGUAAACUCCGAGCCUAGUGUUUGUUUCAAGCCUAGUUGAAAUAAUAGAAAACUUUUGGUUCUUUCCAGUGUGUUUUUGCAAUAUGGAUGAAGAAGUGUUAUUGUCUCAGUUUCGUCAAAUGGAUAAAGAUGGCAAUGGUACUCUAUCACGAAAAGAAAUAAAAGAAUGUAUGCGAUUAAGUGGAUUUAAUGACAAAUUUAUUGCAGAGUUUAUAGAAACUUUUGAUCUGGAUGGGGAUGGUCAGAUAACUUUAGAAGAAUACAAGGGUGUAUUGAAUAUAAUUCCUAAGGAAGAAAAAGAGUCAGCUGUCUGGCGUUCUGUUUUCAACGAUAUGGACAAAGAUAAUUCUGGAAGGAUUUCUGUCUCAGAAGUUGUAAGUCUACUACAAGAAAUGGGCUAUGACCUGCAAACAAGUCAACUCAGUGAAUGGAUGACUCGAAAUAAAAUAAACAAAGACAAUGGGAUGGAUUAUCAACAGUUUUUGAAUUUUAUGCGUCGACCUUAAAUAUAUAAUUUCAGUGUACAAUGAAACUCAGUGUCAUAGAAUUUUAUGUGUCUUUUUUUGUUUAUUUUAAUUGAUGUGUUCUGUUGUUAAGCUGUCAUUAACUUGCAACACUAAGGCAUUUCUGUCGUCUAAAACAUCUUUGUUUAAAUAUAUAUACAUAUAUGUGUGUUGUCAAUAAAUAGCUAUCUAUUUAAAUGUAGACUUCAGUUUGCAUACUGAUGCAUUUGAAAUAAAAAAGAAGAAUGGAUAUUGAAC
Trichobilharzia szidati is the source of this 881-nucleotide messenger RNA. Lineage: Eukaryota; Metazoa; Platyhelminthes; Trematoda; Strigeidida; Schistosomatidae. The record is from the annotation of a GenBank genome assembly.